AUGACCAACGCCCAAGACAUUUCUUCCAAGCAAGCACACCACAACUCAGUGCAACCCGUAACCCGUGUGCCGUCUAAUUUCGGAUGGAAGUGGAAUACAGUUGAGAUUAGGAGUGAGAUCUGGGCGGGAUGGCCAUGGGAUGUUGUUGGGAGGGAGGAGAAUCACUAUCUGGAUGUUAUUGAACGAGUUGGGAAGGUAAAGACUGCUGUGGAGGCGGCAGAGGCCGAGGAGGCGGAAGUACCAAGAGCAGCGGAAAAUCAUCAUGGCGCUUUCCAUAUGCGGGAACCAGGUGUGGAAGCAUAUGACACUCCACCUCAGACUGUGUCGCUGGAUGUGUACUACCCGGAACUUCCACAGCUCGACCCUUCGUCUGGGGCUAGCUUCUUAACAAUCCCGGAUGAAGAAGUCCCUGAACUUGCUGAUGCGAACACUGAAGACGAAGGAAUCACUGAAGUUGUAGAGCCGAGCUUCUCGACGGCAGCGCAGGAUGAGGAGACGGUUAGAGUUGAAGAUGAUGCAGGCGAUAAAUCGAUCCAAAAUCCGCCCCCUGGGGCGGCUUUGACGAGUUCAGAAAGCGCAAGUGGAAGCAGGCGCCGAUGA
Molecule: messenger RNA, 600 nt
Organism: Parastagonospora nodorum SN15
Lineage: Eukaryota; Fungi; Ascomycota; Dothideomycetes; Pleosporales; Phaeosphaeriaceae
Exons: 3
Coding region: 1-600 (199 amino acids)
Source: RefSeq, a predicted model, not a curated record